GGCGGCGGCUGCGGGAUGGAGAUCGGGUGGCCGACGGAGGUGCAGCACGUGGCACACGUCACCUUCGAUAGGUUCCAUGGCUUCCUGGGGCUCCCCGUCGAGUUCGAGCCCGAGGUGCCCCGCCGUGCUCCCAGUGCCAGUGCAAGUGUCUUUGGAGUUUCAACAGAAUCAAUGCAAUGUUCCUAUGAUUCCAGAGGAAACAGUGUUCCGACGAUUCUCUUGAUGAUGCAAAGACGUCUUUAUGAACAAGGUGGUCUUCGGUCAGAAGGUAUUUUCCGUAUAAAUGCGGAAAAUAGCCAGGAGGAGCUUGUGAGAGACCGGUUAAACAGAGGAAUUGUGCCGUAUGGUAUUGAUGUCCAUUGUUUGGCAGGUCUAAUCAAAGCGUGGUUUAGGGAACUGCCGAGUGGGGUGCUGGACCCUAUUCCACCUGAACAGGUGAUGCAAUGCCAAUCUGAAGAGGAUUGUGCUCGGGUUGCCAAAUGCCUUCCACUAACUGAAGCAGCCUUACUUGGCUGGGCCGUCAAUUUGAUGGCUGAUGUUGUCCAAGAAGAACAUAUAAACAAGAUGAAUGCUCGUAACAUCGCAAUGGUUUUUGCACCAAAUAUGACUCAGAUGGCAGAUCCUUUGACUGCACUGAUGUAUGCAGUGCAAGUGAUGAAUUUUCUCAAGAUGCUGAUACAAAAGACCCUCAAGGAUAGAGAAGAGUCCAACCUGGAGGAUGGGUCUUUGCCCCAAAAGGACUCACCUGAUGAAAAUGGGCAUCAUAACCCCUGCCUACCUGUCGAUUCUCACCAUCAGGAAGGAUCAAGGCGUCCUUCUUUCUUCAGCGAGGAGCCUCUUCUGAACAGCCCUGGGCACGGCACUGAAGAUAAGCUGAAUGACACUAAUCCUGCCGGAGGAGACUCUCCACCUUCUGGCCAGACAGGCAAUGUCCUGACAAACACGGAGGGCUCCUCUAGUUGGUCCCAACCUCUUCCUGCUGCUUCAUUCACCGCUGAUGCUUCCUGUGCUACAACUGUGAAUUCACUACAAGGCAAGGGGAGCCGCAGCUUGAACAGUCGGAGGACUAGAAAGGGCAAGGGGCAGUCUGGAACACCCGCUAUUGCUCCAGCUGAUAAAAAAACACGAGGAGCGAGCAUCGUGAGCAGAUUAAACUCCACGGUUGAACGGAUCGAAGCGUGGAGAUGAAUGAGAUCAGAUGAUGCUGUUAUUUCUUUGGUGUAGUAGAUUACUGACACGAUGUGUUCCUGCAUAUAGGAACGAUUGAGAAUUGGUGUUCCCGCUGUUCUGCAUUUUUGAUGUGGUUAUUAUUUCCUGUCAGAUCACAAUCUUUGUAUUUUUUGUUUGUUUGUUUGUUCCCCCACCUACACUAACUUCUGUAUCUUGCUUAUUGAUACUUCUCAUUGUUGAGUAAAUUAAACUGAGGCCGUUCCUUU
Molecule: messenger RNA, 1436 nt
Organism: Lolium rigidum
Lineage: Eukaryota; Viridiplantae; Streptophyta; Magnoliopsida; Poales; Poaceae
Product: rho GTPase-activating protein 5-like
Exons: 5
Coding region: 16-1188 (390 amino acids)
Biological process (GO): signal transduction
Molecular function (GO): GTPase activator activity
Source: RefSeq, a predicted model, not a curated record